AUGUACAGGACUGAUAAAAAUCAGGAAGCUGAUGCAAUUGACCAGGACACACAAAACUAUUACGUCUACGUCUACUCGGGACUCAUUGGGGCCCUGUUUGUGACGGCACUAAUGCGGUCGACCACGUGGUUCAUGAUGUGUAUGCGGGCGUCCGUUAAUCUACACAACAGUAUAUUCACGCGUCUAUUACGGGCACCGAUAGCCGUGUUUGACAACAACCCCGUCGGCCGAAUGCUAAACAGAUUUACCAAGGACAUGGGAAUUGUCGAUGAACAACUUCCCUCCACUGGUUUCGACUUAAAUCUCACAUUAACGCAAGCGAUUGGUAUUAUAAUAACGGUGGCUAUAGUUAACGUUUACCUAAUUAUCCCGGCUAUUUUCUUAAUCAUUCUUACGGUGAUUGUGAGGGGCAUAUACAUCAAAUCGGCCAGGGAUAUUAAACGUUUCGAGGGACUAACGAGAAGUCCAGUGUUUACUCACGUGAGCACAACCCUGAAUGGGUUGGCCAGUGUGCGGGCCUAUGGGGCACAGGAGGCCUUUGAGCGCCAGUACUAUGUCUACCAAAAUGACCAUACUGCCACCUGGUUCCUAUUUGUAUGCGCAUCCCGUACCCUGGGUCUCGUAAUGGACUGGCUAUGUGUGGGCUAUAUCGUGGUCAUAGCCGUAGUGAUGAUGAUAUUCCCCGAACUGAUUGGGAACGGCGGUAGUGCCGGACUGGCCCUCUCAUCAGCCCUAAUGCUGACGGGUAUGACUCAGUGGGGGGUCAGACAGUCGGCUGAGUUGGAGAGUCAGAUGACUUCAGUCGAGAGAAUCAUAGAGUACUCGAAACUACCAGAAGAGGCGCCGUUACACUCGGAUGACAGACACCGACCCCCACCUGACUGGCCCUCGAAGGGUCAGAUAGAGCUGAGGAAUAUGUCUCUCGUAUACGAGGGCUCAACCAAACCGGUGCUGAAGAACUUGUGCUGUACUGUCAAGAGUGGCGAGAAGAUAGGUAUAGUCGGACGUACCGGUGCCGGCAAGUCGUCCAUCAUAUCAGCCCUGUUCCGGAUGUCAUGCAAACCUAUCGAUUUGGUGUCCACGCCGUCCACCACUACCUCACCCCUGGGCUCCACCAUCCGGAACAGGGCUGAUAUGAUGGAAGACUUGCCGGCACCGGUACGUCCGACUAUACCUAUCUUCUCGCCACUCUUGACAGUACAGCACAAGUUCUUCAGCACCGGUUUGGUUGAGCCCUCGUAUACGAGAGACAUAUUCCUCAGCUCUAUCUGA
Molecule: messenger RNA, 1272 nt
Organism: Oppiella nova
Lineage: Eukaryota; Metazoa; Arthropoda; Arachnida; Sarcoptiformes; Oppiidae
Source: the annotation of a GenBank genome assembly